This is a messenger RNA of Eruca vesicaria subsp. sativa (arugula), 1205 nucleotides long. Lineage: Eukaryota; Viridiplantae; Streptophyta; Magnoliopsida; Brassicales; Brassicaceae. The record is from the annotation of a GenBank genome assembly.
AAGAAAAAAAAUGGUGGGAAGCAUUAACCUCAUCUCCUGCAACUUCUCUCGUCUUCCUCCUCCUCCUCUAAAACUCUCCAGACAACUUCAGACCCUAAGGCAACCCCGAAUCCCUGCCCUUGUACAAUCAAGAGCUCGUUCACCUUUUCUCCGUCGCAACAACAGUUGGCAGUUCCCGAAACACGAGAAGAAGGGUCUCUUCCAUUUCCAUGUGUGCAAAAGUUCACUAAACAACCCAGAUCCAGACAAAACUAAAAUUCAAGAUGAAGGAAGAGACUGGACCAGCUCUGUGUUGCUUUUCGCGCUCUGGGGUGCGCUUCUUUACUAUUGCUUCAACCUUGCUCCUGAUCAAACCCCAACACAAGACUUGUACUUUCUGAAAAAGCUGUUGAAUUUGAAAGGUGAUGAUGGUUUUAGGAUGAACCAGAUCCUUGUUGGGUUAUGGUAUAUAAUGGGUUUAUGGCCUGUGGUGUACGCUAUGCUCUUACUUCCUACUGGUCGAAGUAAAACUCAGGCAUGGCCUUUCGUUGUGUUUUCCUUCUUUGGUGGCGUCUACGCUUUGCUACCUUAUUUUGCACUGUGGAAUCCACCUUCUCCUCCUGUAACAGAGGAUGAACUUAGACAAUGGCCUUUGAGUGUCCUGGAAUCAAAAGUAACUGCUGGGGUAACUCUCGUUGCAGGACUAGGUUUGAUUCUUUAUACGGUAGUUGGUAAUGCCGGUGACUGGAAAGAGUUUUAUCAGUACUUUCGAGAGAGCAAAUUCAUUCAUGUCACGAGUCUUGAUUUCUGCUUACUCUCUGCUUUUGCUCCGUUUUGGGUUUACAAUGACAUGACCGCCAGAAAAUGGUUUGAUAAAGGCCGUUGGCUGUUACCUGUAUCCGUGGUGCCGUUCUUGGGACCUUCUUUGUAUCUUCUCUUACGACCAGCAUUGUCAGAGACAACACCUCCCGCAGAUUCUGCGUCAUCUUCUGACUAAAGUCAGUAGUAACAUCAAGAUUGGAUUGAUGAUGGCUACUUCAGCUCCUUGCAUAUCUUCAGAUUCAGUACCCACAGUGUUUUUACUCUCUUCUGUUGCUCCUUUAUUGAUGGAAUUAGAAUGAGAAAUAUUGUAUUAUAUAAGGUGUUUAGAAACCCCCCUCAUGAACAAAGGUUACUCUAGUGAUGUUAAUGAAAGGAAAGUCAAACCCAAAAUUGUCAAAGUAAUA